UGGCUACUACUUUUUUUUUUUAAAGAACUUUUUCCUUAAAAGUAUACUCCUAAAAUAAAUGCCAUAUACAUAUUUAUAGGAUCCUUGACGAACUUUGUUUACUUCUACCCACCAAACCAAACUUCUCGAAUUAACAAAUGAAUGAAGAAAUGAAAGAAAAACAGAGAGAUUCUGAAAUAUCAUCUACAAAAAAUAUCAAAGAAAGAGAAAAACAUGUCAGAAAUUUACAAGUUCUUGAUUCAUCAUAUGAUUACAAAGGAAAUAUUCCUCUUCGCUCUUCUACUGGUUCAUGGAAAGCAUCUUUCUUCAUCAUUGCAAUUGAAUUUAGUGAGAGAUUGAGCUACUUUGGAAUAGCAACAAAUAUGAUAACAUACAUGACAAAAGUGAUGCACCAAGACCUCAAAACUGCUGCAGACAGUGUGAAUAUAUGGACAGGAGUCACCACUGUCACGCCCCUUCUUGGUGCCUUUCUUGCUGAUGCUUAUACUGGCCGUUACUUUAUCAUUCUCUUCUCUGCUCUUCUCUAUGUUCUCGGUUUAAUUCUUUUAACAAUGACACAAUACAUUCCAACCCUAAAACCAUGCAACACAACCCCAAUCUCCUCAUGUGAACAUGCAACCAAAGUACAUGAAGCUGUAUUCUUCCUAGCAGCAUACCUUGUAGCCCUUGCAACAGGUGGUUACAAGCCAUGCUUAGAGAGCUUUGGAGCCGACCAAUUCGAUGACGAUGACACAAAAGAAAGGAAGCAAAAGAUGUCAUUUUUCAAUUGGUGGAAUGUUUCUCUUUGUAGUGGGCUUUUCAUUGGUGUAACCUUGAUUGUUUAUGUACAAGAUUAUGUUAGUUGGGGUAUUGCUUUUCUUAUAUUGGCUAUUAUCAUGGGUGUUACUGUAUUUAUAUUUGUUAUUGGGAGACCCUUUUAUCGGUAUAGAAAACCCCAUGGAAGUCCAUUAACUCCAUUGUUGCAAGUUAUGGUUGCGGCUAUGGCUAAGAGAAAGCUGGCUUGUCCUGUGGAUUCUACAUUGUUGUAUGAGGUUGGAAAUUCUGAUAUGGUUCAAGGGAGGCUUUUAAGUCACACCAAUAGGCUAAGAUUCUUAGACAAAGCUGCAAUAAUAGAACAAGAUGAACACAAUGGAACAACAAAGAAAAAGCCAAGUCCAUGGAGGCUAGCAAGUGUAACACAAGUGGAAGAACUAAAGUUAAUCAUAAGCAUGGUUCCAAUAUGGCUAACUUGCUUAGUAUUUGGCAUAGGCAUUGCACAAGGCUCAACAUUCUUCAUCAAACAAGGCUCAUCCAUGAACAGAAAAAUCACAAAACACUUUGAAAUCCCUGCAGCAACAGUCUAUACCCUUACAUCUAUAGGUAUGAUUGCUUCAGUUUCCUUCUAUGAUAAGGUACUCCUUCCAUACUUAAGGAAAGUCACAGGAAAGGAACGAGGAAUCGACAUCCUUACAAGAAUAGGUAUCGGUAUGAUCAUAUUGAUCGUCGCAAUGUUAGUCUCAGCCAUUGUCGAAAAGGAAAGGAUUAAGGCCUCAUCACAAGGAAAACAACUUAAUGUGUUUUGGCUCGCGCCACAAUUUUUGAUCAUUGGUGUAGGGGACGGUUUUUCGUUAGUCGGUAUGCAAGAGUUUUUCUAUGAUCAAGCUCCUGACUCGAUGAGGAGUUUAGGGUUGGCGUUUUAUCUUAGUGUUAUUGGUGUUGGUAGUUUUGCUAGUACGUUUUUGAUAACAAUUGUUGAUUUUGUGACUGGUAAAAAUAGCGGUAAAAAAUGGAUAGGUAAGGAUUUAAGUCAUAGUCGUCUUGAUUAUUUUUAUUGGCUAUUGAUGAUUAUAUGUGUUUUAGACAUGGUUAUCUUUGUUUGGUUGGCUAAGAAUUAUAGGUACAAAAAUAUUCAUAGGACAAUGCUUGUAGUUGAUUCUAGCGAUGUUGAGAAGAAAGUGGAGUUAGCUAAUGUUUAGAUGGAGAUGUAAUGAAUGUUGAUGUUUUUAGUAUCAAACUAUCAAUCAAUUGAAUCUACAUAUACAACUUUAUGCUCUCCAUGG
Amaranthus tricolor (Joseph's coat) is the source of this 2039-nucleotide messenger RNA. RefSeq names its product protein NRT1/ PTR FAMILY 5.6-like. Gene Ontology annotation, biological process: transmembrane transport. The transcript is spliced from 4 exons. Gene Ontology annotation, molecular function: transmembrane transporter activity. The coding region runs from base 138 to 1955 and encodes 605 amino acids. The record is from RefSeq and is a predicted model, not a curated record. NCBI's taxonomy places the organism in Eukaryota, Viridiplantae, Streptophyta, Magnoliopsida, Caryophyllales, Amaranthaceae. Gene Ontology annotation, cellular component: membrane.